Molecule: messenger RNA, 3543 nt
Organism: Saxophila tyrrhenica
Lineage: Eukaryota; Fungi; Ascomycota; Dothideomycetes; Mycosphaerellales; Extremaceae
Exons: 1
Coding region: 1-3543 (1180 amino acids)
Cellular component (GO): endoplasmic reticulum
Molecular function (GO): misfolded protein binding; protein-folding chaperone binding
Source: RefSeq, a predicted model, not a curated record
AUGGCCCUCGACGAUAUCUUCGACCCCUUCGAGGCGUUAGGCUUGGAACGGGACGCUUCGCCCAGGACGAUCAAGGCGAGAUACCACGAACUCGCCUUACGCUACCAUCCCAACCGCAACCAGGGAGAACUGUCGGAGCAUUUCCACAAUAUCCACCAAGCAUGGCAGCUACUAUGUGAUGCGGACAAGAGGCGACGGUGUAUUGAGUUGCUCCAGCUCUUCGAUUUGCAGGAUGACGUGUACACCAAUGUAUGGGAUCCCCUGCAUGCCCAUGAGCAUCCCGAGCAACAGCACGACCACAAGAGUGCGGACAAUGAUGGACAUGUGUCAAGCGAUGCGGACGAUGACGAUCUACCGCGGAUUGCUGGCAUCAAACGCCGGGCUACUUUCGAGCGUCCUACAAAACGAUCCACUGCUGGACUGGACGACAUCGAAGAGGGCAGUGACUCUAGUGACCAGACCACAAAUCCCGUAGACAGAGGGAGGACGCGCAUCUCAGACUUGCGCCGUACCCAUGCGUCGAAAAGGAAGGAAGACUCAAGCAGUGACCAUUCGAAUACAGCCGCAGAGCGAAUGAGACGGUUGAACAAGCUGAGAAGCAAAGAAUGCGAUGCUUUCAACGAGUACAAGGAAGCAAUGGUUGCGAAGUUUGAGGCGGAGCUAGCUGCUCAGAGAUGUAAAGACCGGUUCGAGCAGGCAAGAUGGCGGAGGCAGUAUUACGAGCGAGCACCAAAGGACGGAGCACAGCGUGUGCGUCUUCUACGGCUCUUUAACAGCGCAGCGAAGGCUUUGAUAACACACCAACCGGUCAGGAGGCGGAUUAGCACCAAGUCAAGCGCGCGUUUCGUGACACCAAUGACACCUGCGACAGGAGAGGCCCAGAACACCGGCAGCCUGCUGAGCUUACCCUCCCGGGUCAAGUCGAUACAUCGAAGAGGUUACAGCAGCGAUGUGACGGGUGAUCAAACUAGCAGCGAAGAAGAGAACUCCAGCGACAAGAACACAUCACCACACAGGAGCCCUCGAGCUUCGUCUCCCCGACCUGGACGGCCAAGGCAUCGGCGGUGGGACUCAAAUCCUGGUAUAGCUCCUCUCGCAACUCGAAGCCUGCCCAAAGAGAAUACCAACCCGAUCUCGCCCAUCACAGGACCACUCAAGGUGUUCAUCAGGACGCCGACCAACCUGGCUGAGAUGGCAGCAUCUGGAGGCGCUGGGUCGGACGCAGAUUCGGCGUCCGCCUCGUCAGGGUCGACAUCACCGCAGCCUCCCGCGCUGAGAAAAAACGAUUCGGGGCGCUUCGUUAUGGUUCCUACGAAGGGAGCUACAGACAUGUUCACGGUUGCUGAUGAUCGUACCCGCAGCCGCUCGCCGAGCGCAGACCGUCGCUCCAUUAGCGGCACGACGGUCGUCGGUGCGGCGGAAGCAUGUCAGUUCAUGGUCAAGCAGGUCGGACAUCUGCAACAUCAAAACAUCCGUACCGAACACGUGCACCUACUGUCGUACCAGGAAAAGCGAUGGCUGCUGGGCAUCGAUCCCGACUCAGACACGGAUCCGGAAACGCUUCUCAAUCGUCUUUCGAGGCUAGACCAGACUGUCGCGACAAGUUUUGUGGUCAAGCCGGAUAUCAAAGCGAUUUUCAACUUCAGGUUGAUUUACAGUCACCACGAUGUGCCCAAGCACCGGCAUCAGACAUUCAUUGCGUUGAGCUAUAGGCGGAAACUGCAGGUAGAGAAGAGGCAUAAUCACUUCACACUGCCACUGGAGCCAGAGAUGUUCCAAGCCGUGUGGGACGAGCGUGAAUCUGACACCGAGGGCAUAUGGAUUGAUCAGAUCUGCAUCGGCGAUACCGAAGAGGAAAAGACGAUCUCAAUGUCGGCCAUGGACAUGGUGUACCGCAGCGCCAGAAUGGUGGUCGUAGCCUUGGACGACGUCGAGCUCGAUGCCAAGGAGGGAGCUAUAUUGGAAAACCACAUGACUGAGUUCGAGCGACAAGUCCAUGUCAAAGCCAACAAGCGCUUCCGCAGACGGCAGACGCCUUAUCUCGAAGCGAAAGAAGAUCUGUACAUGGUCAUCCGGAAAAUGCUCAGGUCGUCUUGGUUUCAGAGGGCUUGGUGCCGACACGAGAUGCGGCUCGCGAGGGACCACGUCUUUCUGGUUCCUUGUCGCACUCCUGGUUCCUGGUCUGGCAAGAGUGUCUUGCGGUUCACAGGGAAGUGCUUGACUCACUUCCUUGCUCUGGCGACGGAGGUACCCUUCGAGAUGGCUAUUGAGAACGUAAAGGCUGCGCUGUAUGCAUUCUUUCGCGACAGGAGCAAGCUCCCAGCGCAUGAUUAUCAUAUGCGCUCUCAUCAUGGGAACUUCACGACUGUUGUCGCCGAGGUAUUUGCUAUGCAGGCUGGUGGCGACCCGAGGAUUCCUCUAGAGCAGCGAGAGGCCGACGCGCGGAAGGACAAAAUCUCCAUCAUCCUGAACACAAUGGAGUGUGGUCUGGCCCUUUCGCCGAAGAUGCGAGACCCUCAGAUCAGAUUGCCGGAGCAUGAAUGCAACUACAUGAUGCUGCUGCUCGCACUCGCCGCCCGAGACCCUGGCGCCUUAACAUCCCUUGGCCGUCCGCUCCGCCAGCUGCCGCAUGGUCUUAUGUCCAGCUGGAUCUCCGCACCAACGAACGUCGACAGCGGCCUCAACAACUAUCGCACCUUGAAUCGCCUGCCCGAAACCUCCCGCAUCUCGACCGGCCACCAAAACGCCGAACACUUCGUCAACCUCGCCCUCAAAUUCCUCUCCGCCGACGACUACACGCCACCUCCAGCCCUGUCCUCCGAAUCCCUCAAACUAGCCUCCCACUUCGUCGACGUCUGCACCAAGCGCAAACUCGGCCGCAACCGUAACCGCUACCUCAUCACCGACACGUCCAUGAACAGCGUCUUCGGCUCCAUGCACGAUAUGUACGUGCAAACCCUCGCUUGCGUCUUCGAGUGCGGACCCCUGUGGCUCAGCGACGUCUGCGAACGCUACGGCGUCAGUCGGUGGAAGCACGAUCUGCAGUCUGCGUAUGAGUUGAUGAUUGCGCUGAAGAACACGGAUGGGAAGUGGCCGGAGACCGCGUGGAGUAAUCAGGCUGCCGGCUUCCUGAUGGACUUCGUCAACUUCUUGGUUGUGAGAGGGCUUCCGCACCGUGGGGCGACGAGCGAUAUGGAUGAUAUGCGGCUUUGGGGGCCGGUUUGGGUUCCUACGAUCAACGGCGGGCGGGUGCUUACGUUCGCUCCCAGGGAGGAUGUCAGGGUUGCGGUGCCGGUGGCGCUGUUCGACAGUGACUACGUCCAUCUCGCACGGCUGUGGGUGCUGAAGCCGCGUGGCACGAACAGUAACAACGAAUGGACGCUGCAGGGCAAGAGUGUAUUAUUCAGCGACGAUGCGUCGAUGGAGAGUCUGGACAAGGACAAUGGCAUGAUUCGGAGAGCACAAAAAGUGUUUGGGCGGCCGGCGAAGCCGUCGAUGGGGAAUGUUGCUACGGCGGCGCUGAGGUUGCGUACAACGAUCUAG